Messenger RNA from Pyrus x bretschneideri (Chinese white pear), 2827 nucleotides. RefSeq lists its product as uncharacterized. The record is from RefSeq and is a predicted model, not a curated record. The transcript has 7 exons. Bases 23 to 2548 code for a protein of 841 amino acids. NCBI's taxonomy places the organism in Eukaryota, Viridiplantae, Streptophyta, Magnoliopsida, Rosales, Rosaceae.
CGCAAAAGCAAAAGCAAAAGCCAUGGAUCCCUACUUCCAGCAGAGACUCAGAGAUGAAGUAAUCUACCUCCACUCUCUCUGGCACCAAGGUCCCCCUUCCUCCUCCUCUUCUAAUCCUAACCCUAGAUUCCACCAACCCAAUCCCAAUCCCAAUCCCAAUCCCAAUCCGUAUAACAGACCCAGACCCAGAAGAAAUGUUACAAACCCCUCGCAACCCGACCCCCUUCCCCAAUCGGGUCAUCAAGGCCCCUCCUCCUCCUCCUCCUCCUCUAAGAGGAAGAGAAACAGAAAUUCAAGGCAUGAAAGAGAGAGACCGGCCAAGAAGAACCCCGCCCAACCCGACCCGCUUCCUCCGCAUUCCGGCCCUCCUUGGCCCUGCCCUAGCCCCGCCUGUGACUCUACCCCGGGCUCAUCCACCCAGUGGCCUGCAAUACCGGCCAAGCCCAAUUCGGCUUCGGUGGCCCAACCCCCUUUCCCUGCAGAACAAGCAAGGCUCGCUGCACUGAAACUGCAGCACGGCGCCCUGGACUCUUGCCGGGGGUUGUUUUCCGGCAAUGCUGGGUCGGACGGGGAGGAGUCCGAGGCGGAAGAGAGUGAAGAUGGAAAGGACUACUGGGUUGAGAACGGUGAAACAGAGGAGUACAAGGUGCUGUUGAAUUUGUUUGUGGAGAGGAGUGAGCUGAGGAGGUACUAUGAGGUGAAUUUUGAGAAUGGGGAGUUCUGUUGCUUGGUGUGCGACGUGUUGGGAAAGAAGAAGAGGGUCAGGAGCUGUGUUGGGCUUGUUCAGCACUCGAUUUCCAUUACCAACACGAAGAAGAAGCGGGUUCAUAGGGCUUUUGCACAGGUGGUGUGUAAGGUUUUGGGUUGGGAUUUUGACAGGCUGCCGACGAUUGUGCUCAAAGGCGAAAGGCUCGGCCUUUCGUUGGAGAAACAGGGCCAGGAACAAGGUGAGGCUGACGUGAAUGCUGGUUCAUCUGAGGGAGUUUUGGUUUCUGUUGAAGACAAUGUGGCACUUGAAAAUGCUAUGGAAGCUGAAAUUUCUUUGGAAGACAAUGUGGCAUCCGAAAAUGCUGUGGAAGACAAUGUGGCACCCAAAGACGCUAUGGAGGACGAUGUAGCACCUGGAGACACUCUGGAAGACAAUGUUGUAGCUGAAAAUGCUAGGGAAGAUAAUCUGGCAGCCAAAAACGCUGUGGAAGACAAUCUGGUGACUAAAAAUGCUAUGGAAGACAACUUGCCAGCCGAAAAGGCUAUGGAAAUCGAAAAUGCUGUGAAAAGCAAUGUGGUAGCAGAAAAUGCCGUUGAAGACAAUGUGGCAAUUGAAAAUUCUGUUGAAGAGAUAGUGACAGCUGAAAAUGCUGACGAAGAUAUUUUGCCAGCUGAAACCAAUGCUGUGUGUAAAGAAGUAAUGGAUUGCCAGAAAUCUUUCGAAGGUGAUAAUACAAAUGAAAGCACAAAAAGCAUGGAUAACGAAAUAUCAGAAAUGGAAGCAAACAAAGAAACAGUGGAUACUUGGGGAACUGAUCAAACAAUGGUGUCAAAGAAUGAAUGGCCAUGUAAAGAGUCCAGCAUUUCCUCAUCGACAGUGUUAGGUUGGCCAACCUUUACUUCUCCUCCAGCUUCUGCAACAUGCUCUAUUCCAGUGGAAGAACAAGCUAGGUCUGCUGCAGCGAGGAUACAGCAGAAGGCCUUGAAAGAAUGCCUGGAUUUCUUUUCUGAGAGAGAUGGCUCAUACAGUGAUGAAGACAACAGCGAAGAUGACGAGGAAGGUGAUUUGAUGGAUGAAGAUGGGUGUGAGGAAAGUGAGCUAAAGUUCUUUUCAAGAAUAUUUACGGAGGAUGGUGAGUUGAGGAGUUUUUAUGAGAAAAAUUACGAAGGUGGGGAAUUUUGCUGUUUAGUUUGUUGUGCAUUAAUGAAGAAAGGGUGGAAGAGGUUUAAAGGUGGUGUUGCGCUUCUUCAGCACUGCAAUGCAAUAUUGAAGACAAAGAAGAAGGCGGCUCAUAGGGCUUAUGGGCAGGUUAUUUGUAAACUCCUUGGUUGGGAUAUUGGUCGGCCUCCAACCAUUGGCUCCAUGGAUAAAACUCUUGGAGAACCUUUGUCAGAGUCGAACAAUUUGCCGGGUGAAGUGGAGGAAAAUGUUGACGAUCACAAGGAUAACAUGGUUGUAUCAAAUGAAAAUGUGGACUGCAUGAGUGGUUAUAAUCGUGAAAUGGUUUCAAAUGAGGAAUCUGAUGUUGCUCACAGUAACGGAACAUCAAUGACACAUGAGAUGCAGGGUGUGCCCUUGGAAAAUGUGGUUGUUUCAAAUGAAAAUAUGGACUCUAUCAGUGGUUAUAAUGGCGAAACAGUUCCAAUAGAGGAAUCUGAUGGUGCUCACGGUGAUGGAACAUUUACGGUACCUGGGUUGCAGGUGAGUAUGAACUCAGUUGUUCACUCCUCAACAAAGUCAGGCGAGUCGGAGGCUGAACCUGACAAAAAUGUGGAUGGUCGGAAUGAAGAUUUGAAUGUCUUUGUGGAAAAUUUAGAAACAGUGGUAAUGUUCACAUAACUUCCAAAGAGGUACGUGUUUGGCAAUCCUAGUUAUAUUCGAGUGCAACGACAUCACUUUUCCCGGCAGGACAAUCCUAAGAGAGAUCAGCUUGGUCACAAUGACGGUUCGGUGUAUCGAUCAUCAUUUAAGUUGAUCUUGUGAAUCAAUGGUAGAAUUUCGUAUGUGGCACUUUUACGCAGGUACUAAGUAAUAUUGUAAAUGUAAACUUCGCUAAAGCUUUUGCAAGGCCAUUCUUCAACGGACGAGUUGAAUAUAUGCAUUUGUCCUUUUGAAAGA